This is a messenger RNA of Xiphophorus couchianus (Monterrey platyfish), 2028 nucleotides long. RefSeq lists its product as uncharacterized. The record is from RefSeq and is a predicted model, not a curated record. The coding region runs from base 592 to 1674 and encodes 360 amino acids. The transcript has 5 exons. Lineage: Eukaryota; Metazoa; Chordata; Actinopteri; Cyprinodontiformes; Poeciliidae. Gene Ontology annotation, biological process: response to bacterium.
UGCACAUCACAAUCAUGGUAUUCCAUUAACCUUUGUAUCACUGAAACAGUUGCAGUCCAUUGCAUUAGGAGAAGUACAAUUUUUCCUUAGCAAAGAUUUUAUUUAUUUGAUAAAAAUGACAGAUUAUUCAUAAAACAAUCAAGCUGAUUAUAUCCAAACAUCAUCCUCGUUGUCUAUCAGUCAGUGGGUGAUGCAUUGAUAAUGUUUAGGAGGAUUCAAACAGGGAAGAGAUACUCAACUUUCUAAGAAAAUAAAGAUAUUUUCAGAUCACCCAGUGCAUUUUUGUGGUUACAUUUUUACUGGAUAGUCAGACGUUUUCUACUUCAGUACUUGGAAUGAGACAGGAAUGGUUUUAUGUAUAGUCAGUCACACUAUAAGUGGUACAAAUGGAAGAAAAUUGAUUUUCCUGAACAAGUGGUAGUAGAUAGUUAAUCAACGUUACGACGAAGGAGCAGAAAUCAGCAGAGGAACAUAAGAGGCGUUUUUGGGUAGUCAGGCGUUGCUUCUCUUCAGCCAAUCAGAGUCUUCCUCUCUGUGAUCAGCAGAGUUCAUAAUGAGAUUCAUUUUGUUUAGUGCAGCACUGUGGAUACAAUGACGCCCCUAGUCAUCGUCUGGUGUCUGACUUUUCUCUUUUUGGGGAGUUCAGGUCAGAACAAAUUAUUACGUCAGGAACGGACUUUUCACUCAACAGAAGUGGGCAGCAACGUUACUCUUCCGUGUUUCUAUUAUCGGAAAAAUGCGGUGAUGAUUUACUGGUUUAAACAAACCGUGGGCCAGAAACCGAACAUGUUCUCCCGUCUUUAUAAAAUGGACGAACAAGGCAGCUUUCACGAUGAGUUCAAGGACAAUCCUCGCUUUGAACUAGAAGCGGGAAACGGUAAAAAUCACCUCCGAAUCUCUGAUUUGCAACCUUCAGACUCUGCUACUUACUUCUGCGUCGCUAUCGAUUCAAACACAUUCGAGUUCGGAGACGGAGCUACAGUCAACGUGGAAGGUCCUGGUUCAAACGUUCACACUUUGGUCCAUCAGCCAGAAGGGUUUGUGACUCUGGACUGUUCAGUAGACACUGGAAGCUGUGACGGAGAGAACAGUUUUUACUGGUUCAAAGAGGCAAAAGAAUCUCAACCGGGACUCAUUUACACUCAUGGAGGCAGAAACGGUGGAUGCGGUAGGACGAUGACGCCAGCAACACACACCUGUGACUACAUUGUGCCACUGAUGAACCUUGAUGUGUCCGAUGGCAGGGUUGCCAGCUGCGCCGUAGCCUCAUGUGGAUCUUUACUGUUUGAAGAUGGAGAAAACAUGGAGUCAGCAGAUGAGCUGAACUCCCCUGAGCUUGUACAUUUUCUAAGCGGAGCUCUGACAGUCACCGUCAUAUUGAGUGCUGCGAUGGCUUUCUCCAUAUGCAGGAUGAAGAAAAAAAUCCAACAUCAUCGUGCAGCAAACUCAGAUGCAGAACCAGCAGAAAGCCACACAGCUGAUUCAGAGGGUAACGAAGAUGAAGAGAGCCUCCAAUAUUCCACUCUAAGGCAACCCAGGUCAAACGGAUCAAGACGACAGAGAGACGAUACAAGGAAUCAGUGUGUGUACACGAGUGUAAAACAAGCCAAAUCCACCCUUCAACAACAAUCUGUUGCAGCAAUGCCAGAUAAUAUAUUAGAUAAUGUUUUUUGAAUGUGACGUGAAAGAAAUGUAAAAAAUAAUAAUGGGGUUCUGUACAUUUUUAUGAAUUUCCAAGAGCUGAUAUGUUUCUGUGGUUUCGCCGGUUAAGUCCGUAGAGCUGAAACAAUGAACUAAAGAAAUUUUACAACGACUAAGGGCAACAAGAACAAGACAGGAUGAGAUUUUUUUGUACCAAUAUGGUAAAUUUCAAAACUCAACAAUGUAGCUUAUAGAAUCUGCAAUCAGAGUAAUAUAAUUCACUGCAGGUUUGACCAAUGGGGAUUUUCCAAAGAAGUCUUGUUUCUGAAAUAAACAUCGAAAAUGUUUUGAGUUUUCACAAAUAGAAUAAAGGUUUCAUUAACUCUC